GGUGGGAGAGGAGCGACUGACAGGCUGGAGAACGAGGAAUAGUGGGCAGCGGAGGACAGGCGGCCAGAAAACCAAGGAGCCUACGGGAAUUCCAGACAGGAGGAGGAGAAGAAGACAAGGAAACAGACUCAGUGAGGCAAAAGUCCAGAGUCACACUUGCAGAUUCCUGUGCUACACUACUCCAAUGUUUCACCGGUGAGGUCCUUGAAUAUCUGCAUCAGAAUAACUGAGGCUGCUUGCUGCAAAUCAAGAUCCCUUGGGGGCCAUCCCAGACCUCCUCGGAGUAGAAUCUCUGGAGGAGUCUUGGCGUCUGUCUUCUGCUGAGCCAAGAUGGGUGACUGGAGCUUCUUGGGAGAGUUCCUGGAGGAAGUACAUAAGCAUUCUACGGUGAUCGGCAAGGUCUGGCUCACGGUCCUCUUCAUAUUCCGCAUGCUGGUGCUGGGCACGGCUGCCGAGUCAUCCUGGGGGGAUGAGCAGGCUGAUUUCCUCUGUGACACGAUGCAGCCUGGUUGCGAGAACGUCUGCUAUGACCAAGCCUUCCCCAUCUCCCACAUUCGCUACUGGGUGCUGCAGGUCAUCUUCGUCUCCACGCCUUCUCUGGUGUACCUGGGCCACGCCGUGCACAUGGUGCGCGUGCAGGAGAAGCGGAAGCUGCUACGGGAGGCUGAGAGGGCCAAAGAGGUGCGGGCUGCUGGCUCCUACGAGUACCCGGUGGCCGAGAAGACAGAGCUGUCCUGCUGGGAAGAAGUGAAUGGAAGGAUUGCCCUCCAGGGCAGUCUACUCAACACCUACGUCUGCAGCAUCCUGAUCCGCACCACCAUGGAGGUGGCCUUCAUUGUGGGCCAGUACCUCCUCUACGGGGUCUUCCUGGACACCCUGCAUGUCUGCCGCAGGAGUCCCUGUCCCCAUCCCGUCAACUGCUAUGUGUCCCGGCCCACGGAAAAGAAUGUCUUCAUCGUCUUCAUGCUGGCGGUGGCUGGACUGUCCCUUUUCCUCAGCCUUGCUGAACUUUACCACCUGGGCUGGAAAAAGAUUAGGCAGCGAUUUGUCAAGUCCCAGCCCGGCGUGGGUGAGUGCCAGCUUCCUGGUCCCUCGGCCGGCAUGGUCCAGAGCUGCACACCACCCCCUGACUUCAAUCAGUGCCUGGAGAAUGGCCCUGGGGGGAAAUUCUUCAGUCCCUUCAGUAACAAGAUGGCCUCCCAGCAGAACACUGAUAAUCUGGCCACGGAGCAGGUGCGAAGUCAGGAGCAGAUUCCAAGAGAAGGCUUUAUUCACAUCCGUUAUGCCCAGAAGCCCGAGGUACCCAAUGAGGGCUCCCCAGGACCCAGCCUCCCCCAUGGCUAUCAGAGUGACAAGCGCCGUCUCAGCAAGGCCAGUAGCAAGGCCAGGUCAGAUGACCUGUCUGUGUGACCUCCAGUGUGGGAGAACCAGAUGGGCACAGAGGAGUUCAGAGAGGGAAGACAUGUCCUUUCUGACCCCAUCUCUUUCAUUCUCAUCACUGCUAUGCUAUUUUUGGACACUGGGUCUCAAUGGCAUUGCUCCUUCUCUCCAGAAGAUGUAAGCAGGUCUUUAUGGAUGCGGUCAGAGACAUAGCUACCUGUCCAGGCUGCUGUCUCUUCCCCAUCCUCCACCCAGAAUCCUCAGUGAAGCCUUUCAGAUUACUCUGUGAAUGGGACAGAAGAAGAGAGGGGAUCAUAGCAAAUCUGGCCUGGGAGGGAUAGCCAGAGGGAUAGGAUGACUCUCUACACCACAGCCACACAGCAGAUGGAUUCUCUAGGUCCUUCUGGCUUCCUUGAUCUGAACACUCUUCCUCCGGCAAGAAGGAACCCAAAAUUCCCAGCCCAACAAUGAGCAUGAGUCAAGGAACUUGCAUUAGACGUGCUCUUGAGCGUGUUGUCUCCUUGGACCAUACCUUUGAGUGGUGGUGAGGUUGCCAUGGUCUGCCCUUGGCUGCCCCUCCCUCUGCCCAGUCUUACUUAAAAAGAGGUCCUUGGAACUCGACCAGGGGGCUCAACUUUACAAGUGCCUUGGUAUGCACCUCUGGCAAAUGUCUCACCUUGGUGAUAUUGCAGCCUUUCCUUCUGCCAGGGUGUGCAACCAGCCCCUGGGGCUGGAAGGCUCUCCUGGGGAGUCAGUGUACACACAAUUCCACUAGAAUUCCUGCCACCACCUGUCAGCCUGCAGCUCUUUUAUAGUUCAAGCUGAUGAUAGACACCAUCCCUUCCAUUACCCCCUUGGUGGUCCCUCGAGUGCUCCCCUAAACACCUGAUUGACCAGAAUGCCCAAGAAGCCAUUGUCCUCUCUUGAAUCCUGUCCAGAUCACCAGCCAUGGAGGCCAGUGGAAUCUCCCUAGGUCUUAUGAAAACAAAGAGGGCAUUGUGCUUCUCAGAUUCCCCUUGGGAAAAAGAAUAAUUCUGUUGUGAAGAUAGAAAUAAAAAAGGAGAGAAAAUACUGGAAAACUAUUUUUCCCUCCUGUUUGCUUCCCUUGCUGACUGCCAACUUAGAGUGCCAAGAGAAGGUGUGAUGACAACUAUGGAGGCCCCCAGAUUUCCCUUUCCCUGGAGUAUUUAGCAGGGGCAUGAAAGCAGUAAGGGAAUCUACAGCUCUCUUGGCAGGGCCCUUGUUUAAGAGCACAGGGAUGCCUGUGUCUUCCCAGUGCUCCCAAAGAGACUGCCAAAAGCAGUGGGGACUGCAGAAAAGCCCUGCCUUCCCAGGGACUGGCUGGGUUUCUCUCUUCAGUCCAUCCACAAUGGGUGGUUGCCAUUUAGGAUGAAGAUAAAUGAUGCUCAGAAUUGGAUGCUGAAACUUAUAGGGAGAUGAUUACUUUUUAAAAUGCAUGUGUGUGUGUGUGUGUGUGUGUGUGUACACUGAUAAAGUGGGUAAAGGGGAGGGGAGUCCUGAAAUAAGGAAAGGAUAUCUUAGAGACACUUGUGUUUUCCUGCUUUCCUCUAGAUUCCUGGCAGAGGGCUGAGACUCACUGUUUUCAGUGUCAUCAACCUAAAGAUAUAGGCAUGAGAGGCCAGGAUAGAGGAGGCUGAAGGCUCAGUAGGAGGCUCAGCCCCACCUGCCCAUCUCUGGGCCCCUCUGCUGAGACUUGAAUGCUAUUGGUGGGGAGAGAGAAGGAUGUGGGCAGAGGGGUGGAGGAAACUGACUGCCAUGCCAUUUAUGGAAGAAUGACUGGUUAUCCCAGAUCCCUGGAGGGAACACCUUUUAAUCUAUUGUCUGGCACUGGCAUUAAGACUCUCCAAAGCAAAACAAGUCUAUCUUUCCCACCAUCUCUCAAGUGUGUUUGUUUUAUGAAAUAAGUGUUCUUGGGUUAGAAAUUCUAUGAUGUCAGUCCUUCAUGAAGGGGCUUUCAGGAAGGAAAAAGGAAAUAAUACGUGUAGCUUGUCCAAAUAAAGUCUGGCCUUCCAU
Messenger RNA from Cervus elaphus (red deer), 3414 nucleotides. RefSeq names its product gap junction protein alpha 5 (gene GJA5). Lineage: Eukaryota; Metazoa; Chordata; Mammalia; Artiodactyla; Cervidae. The record is from RefSeq and is a predicted model, not a curated record. Gene Ontology annotation, biological process: cell communication. The transcript is spliced from 3 exons. The coding region runs from base 331 to 1410 and encodes 359 amino acids. Gene Ontology annotation, cellular component: connexin complex.